AUGGCUUCCCUUCAACAAACUUCAAUCGCCAUUCAAUCAAAGCUCCUCCCUUCUUCCCAGCUCACCAGAGCUCUUCCUUCCCUCAACCUCUCAUUCUCAGCCACUUUCCCUUCCCUCAGACUUUCCGCCUCUCGCCCCCUCAACGGCGGUGCCAGAAUGUCGGCCACAGCAGCUUCCAGCUACGCUACUGCUUUAGCCGACGUAGCCAAGUCAAACAACAGCCUCGACACCACCUCCUCCGACGUUGAAAAAGUCAAAAAUGCCGUCCCCGAAACGUCCCAGGACUCGAUGAAACGUCCCCGGCGUCGUUCAGCUGUACCUUGCCACCGUGGCACGUCCCCGAUAUGUACCCCAACUGUCCCCGUGCUUCCUUGCUCACCAAAGCUCUGA
Hibiscus syriacus is the source of this 390-nucleotide messenger RNA. RefSeq names its product ATP synthase subunit delta, chloroplastic-like. Lineage: Eukaryota; Viridiplantae; Streptophyta; Magnoliopsida; Malvales; Malvaceae. Bases 1 to 390 code for a protein of 129 amino acids. The record is from RefSeq and is a predicted model, not a curated record. The transcript has a single exon.